Molecule: messenger RNA, 1010 nt
Organism: Bombina bombina (fire-bellied toad)
Lineage: Eukaryota; Metazoa; Chordata; Amphibia; Anura; Bombinatoridae
Gene: C10H1orf52
Product: chromosome 10 C1orf52 homolog
Exons: 3
Coding region: 39-560 (173 amino acids)
Source: RefSeq, a predicted model, not a curated record
UUUAGCCGCUGCACAACUUCCGGUGUGUAAAUACCAGCAUGGCAGCGGAAGAGAAGGACCCGCUAAGUUACUUCGCAGCUUACGGGAGCAGCAGCAGCUCCGGUUCGGACAGCAGUGAUGAGGAGCAGGGAGAAGCCAAAUGUGUUCAUGCCGUGAAACGGGUGCUUCCGGCCGAGGAUAAGAAAGAGAAGUUACCCGGGCCGGACGAGCUGUUCCAGAGCGUUACCCGACCGGCAUUCCUGUACAACCCGCUCAACAAGCACAUAGACUGGGAUAGGAGGGUCGUGCGAGCCCCGGAGGAGCCCCCUAAAGAGUUUAAAAUAUGGAAAACAAAUGCUGUACCCCCACCUGACUCCUACCAGACUGAGCAGAAGAAAGGCCCUCCCCCUGAGCUGGACAUGGCCAUUAAGUGGUCUAGUAUGUACGAAGACAAUGGAGAUGAUGCCCCCCAACAAGCAAGUAAAGCUAAAUUUCUGCCAGAUGAAGAAGUGCAGGAGAAUUCGGCAGCUUCAGAUGAGGAACAAGAUGAACCGUCUUCCGCUAAGAAGCGCAAAGUGUGAUAUCACAAAUACUUUGUAAACCUAGUGGGAGCUGCUGGAUAAGGAAGUUAUGGAGAAACCGCUCAGCACGCUCAUCAGGAUUUACUGUUCUAGCAAAGCGCGUAACUCCCUGUCUGGUUUUAUUGCUUACAGAGCGCAUAAGCACAAAUAAUUGGACAGUACUGUGAUAGAAACCUCCAUCUGUAGCUGUUUUUGUACAUUUUAUUGUAAUUAUUGUAAGACUGCAGUAUUUUUAAUGUUGGAUGUAAUUUAUUGUAAAGAGUCUGAAGCCUAGCAAUGCUUUGUUCUAUGGACUAAUAAUCUUACAGUUGUGCUACUGCUCGCUUCUCGACAGUGUGCUAUAAACCUUUUAUAAAACAGUUGGCUAUUGUAAUAAUGCUUCAAAUGACUCUUUAAAAGUGUAUGUAAUUUGUAAAUAGGUCCUUGGAAUUAAAUUUACAUUGACUACUG